This is a messenger RNA of Pyricularia pennisetigena, 3774 nucleotides long. RefSeq lists its product as uncharacterized. Gene Ontology annotation, molecular function: phosphatidylinositol binding. The transcript is spliced from 2 exons. The record is from RefSeq and is a predicted model, not a curated record. Bases 1 to 3774 code for a protein of 1257 amino acids. Gene Ontology annotation, cellular component: intracellular membrane-bounded organelle. NCBI's taxonomy places the organism in Eukaryota, Fungi, Ascomycota, Sordariomycetes, Magnaporthales, Pyriculariaceae.
AUGGCCCCUCUAAAGACGAAAGAGUUGGCUCUUGCGGCCCUCGCAAGCUUCGUCGCCUGGGGCUAUGCGACGCACUGGUUUCCACCCCUCCGACUCGCCGGUUAUGCAUUCGUCGCCGGCGCUGUGCUUGCCGUAGCGGGCCUCGCCGCCCUGGUAUUGCUGACCUCCCGUGGCGCCCAAUACCGAGCCCAGACGAGGUCAUCCCGGAGACCGCACGGCGUCGCCUUCGUCGCACCCGCCGCCUGGCCCGCCGAGCUCGCCGCCCUCGAAUCCCGACAGUCUUACGACCCAGAUCCUAUUGCCCCGGAUGCUCCCAAGGUCUCCGAGGCCGUCGAGGUGGUGCUCGGCUACAUUAUCCGCGAUUUCGUGCAGUCGUGGUAUGGCAGCAUCAGCAAGAACCCUAUCUUCACAAACGAGGUGGACCGUGCCAUCCGCGCCGCACUCGGCAGCAUCCGCGACCGCAUAUUACAAGUCGAUCUGGCCGAGGUCCUGACCAGCCGCCUGGUGCCGAUUCUGACGGCGCACUUCCGCAGCUUCUACGACGCCGAGCGUGCCGUCCGGGGCAAGAAGCUGAACCGCUCCGUUACCGAGACGGACGAGCUGGACCUGGCCAUCGCGGCCAAGUACAACGACGGCAAGCUGCACCCGGCCGCUGCCCUAUCGCACAUGGACGCGAGGUCCACUCAGCAGGAGUACCUGCGCGACGUCGUGGCCAAACUCCUGCCAAAGGUGCUGCCAGAGAACAUGUCGAGGAGCCGGGCCGUGACGACCCUUGUACGUGAGAUUGUCGCUUGCGCCGUGCUCGGCUCCGUCAUGCAGAUGCUUUCCGAUCCAGACACGUGGAACCAGGUCAUGGAGAACUACGGCCGGAGCAUGCUGCAGGACAGGUCGACGGUCAGGAAGCUGCGCGCGGCGCUUGACCAGCACGCCUCGCCCGCACCCAGGACGUCCAAGCCAGUUGCCUUUCCGCGCCUGAGCCCUGGUGACAGCGAGCGACGAUUCGAGAAGUUUGUCCGCUCCGUGCGGAAGGUCUCCAAUCUGUCCGACGCCAGGCGGUUCCGCAGCGAGGUUGCGAGCCAGCUGAAGCGGGAGUCGCAGAAGGAAGGGCAGGAUCCGGUUCACCUGAGGCGGUUGGAGAUGGGCAAGAGGCUGCUUGACCAGAGGGUCCAACAGCUCGCGGCCGCCGGCGGCGACCGGCGGGCGGCCCAGGUACCAAUGCCUAGCCAGGCGCCCCCGCGCGCCUCACGACUCGAAAACGCGUCCCUGGAGGAAUUGCUCCGAGACUCGUCUGGCCUCUCGUAUUUCAUGGAGUAUAUGGACAGGCAGCGAUUAUUGCCGCUAGUUCAGUUUUGGCUCGUCGUGGAUGGCUUCCGCAACCCACUGGAAGAUGACGGCCCCGAGGAUGAGCAGCUUCCCCUGGUCUUGCCGCCGUGGAACGACUCGGAUAGGCUCGACCUUGCCCAGAUCAACCAAGCAUACCUGUCAAUGCCUGUUUUGAAGGUCCCGCCGUCGUCACGGAAGCUCGUUCAGGAGUUCCUCGAUGCUGGCAGCAAGGCUGUCCCGGCCCAGUACUAUCGAGCCCGACGCGCCAUCCUGCGCGCGCAAACCGCCGUGUUGGACGAGAUGCGAAUCAACCAUUUUCAAAACUUUAAAAAAUCAGAUUUGUUUUACAAGUGUCUUGCCGCGGAAGAGGCCGCUUCCCAGAUCGCAACGCCAUAUACCCCGGAGCCUGCGGGUCCGUCGUUGACAGCAGCACAGACUCCGACUUCGCCUGCAGUGAACCGAGCUCCGCAGUCAUUCGCGACGGCAAGGCCAAACCACGCGACUAGGCUCGCCAGUCGGCUCAACCUUGGGCCCAACCGGAGGGCCGGUUCAACAACGGAUCUCAGAUCCUUGAAUGUUAAUGGCGGCGGACUUGACCCACUUACUUCUUCCCGCAGGUCUCUGGACGAAGGAAACUCGAGUCCGUUGUUUGGAGACGAAGAAGACUGGGACAACGAGGCACUCGCCGAUUCUGUCCAGAGCCUAGACCAAGAACCCAUGACAGCCCCGCCGCCGGAUACCCGAGUUGUCAAGGCAGUCGAGGAUGCGCUUAGCACCAUCAUGGAAGACAGCCGACCACCGACCGCCGAGGACCUCCGGGCUUCCCUCUUCAGUGGAGAGGAUUCCAACUCAGGCAUAUUCUCGCCAGAGACAGACUCCCUACGAGGCUCUGCGCGUGGAUCGCUCGACAUUUCAAGGCCGGGUCAAGCGGCCAAGGAGGUUGAAAAGCCGAGCCUGUCGUCGCUGGGCCUGGUUAGUGCAGCUUCCCGGAUCGGUGUAUUUGAAGACAACGACCUGUUCGCGGACGAGGAUAAGCACCUUUCGGACGAGCGCGAGGAUCCUGACGGGGGAGGCGAAGACGACGACAUUGACGAGGUUCAUGAGGCGGCGCCCGGGGACCUCGGCUUGGCCGAGGCGAUCACGGCGCUGAGCAACGACAUCGACAAGCUGGUGGCGCAGGAGGCCAUCGUGGAGUCUCUACAACGCAAGGCAGAGCUGACCAACAAUACUGCAGAGCUCAGGAUCCUGCGCAAGUCCAAAGCCAGCUUGCAGAGGGAGAUUCGGCGCAAAGAGCUGCAGCGCCAGCAAUACGUGAUCCAGGAGAGCGACAACAGUCUGUACGGGCGAUCGACAAUCAAGAUCACGGGGAUUCAGGUUGGGCGCGAUGAUGACGGCAAGGAGUAUGCGCUCUACGCAAUUGAGGUCUCGCGCGAUGCUGGUGAGAAGAUGCCGGCGGCGACGUGGGUAGUGAUGCGGCGCUACAGCGAGUUCCUCGAGCUGCACCAGAAGCUGCGGUCGCGCUACCCGUCGGUCCGCAACCUCGACUUUCCGCGCCGCCGCAUGGUCAUGAAGCUGCAGAGCGAGUUCCUGCAAAAGCGCCGCGACGCACUCGAGCGAUAUAUGCGCGAGCUGCUCCUGCUGCCCGAGGCGUGCCGCAGCCGUGACCUGCGCGCAUUCCUGUCCCAAACGGGUGUCGCCGGUGCCGGCGUCGCUGGUCGCGACCUGGUUGACCGCGAGGACAAGAAGGACAUGAUGACGCGCCUGUACGACUCGGUGGCCGAUGGCAUGGAAGACAUACUCGGCAGCAUCCCAGUGUUGGACCAGCUGUCACUGGCCGGGCAGAACCUGAUCGCGGCCGCGACGAGCCAGCUCAACAACACGGUGCCGCUGGGCGGUGGCAGCGGCGGUGUCGCCGGCACCGACGAGGGCGGCAUGUCUGCGGCCGAGGCCGAGGCAGAGCUCAACGCCUUCGAGAACAAGGAGCUCGAGCCGUUCGUCAAACCCAUCUGCGACGUCUUCCUCGAGGUCUUUGAGCUGAACCGCGGCAACAACUGGCUGCGCGGCCGCGCCGUCGUCGUGGUCCUGCACCAGCUGCUGGGCGGCACCAUCGAGCGCAAGCUGCGCGACAACGUCCGCCUCCUGGUCCAGCAGGACGCCAUCCUCAAGUAUGUCGGCCUCGUGCGCGACAGCAUGUGGCCCGGCGGCGCCAGCGCCGCCCAGAGGCCCGCAAAGGCGCCGCGCACCCCCGCGCAAAAGUCUAGAACCCGCACCGAGGCAAGCCUCAUGCUCGCCACGCUCGUGCCGGACCUGGCGGGCAGCGUGGUCGGUAGGCUGAAUGCCCAGGCGGCGAGCAGGCGUAUCUUUGCGACGCUGAACAACCAGCGGCUGAACACUCACUUGGUCUACACCUUCCUGGAUGAGAUUAUUGAUAUUCUAUUUGGACAGGAGUAG